ACCAUGAUCCCGCCCCUACCUGCCAGUCAAAACAUCUGCUUCCGGUCCUCCGGCCGAAUUGGCAGCGAGUGGAACCUGAGCUGGCUGAGCCUUGUUGGCGGAGCUUUGCCAAAGAUGGACAGCCGAAUUCCUUAUGAUGACUACCCAGUGGUUUUCCUGCCAGCCUAUGAGAAUCCCCCAGCAUGGAUUCCUCCUCAUGAGAGGGUAUACCACCCAGACUACAACAAUGAGUUGACCCAGUUUCUGCCCCGAACUGUCACACUGAAGAAGCCCCCUGGAGCUCAGUUGGGAUUCAACAUUCGAGGAGGAAAGGCCUCCCAGCUAGGCAUCUUCAUCUCCAAGGUGAUCCCUGACUCUGAUGCACAUCGAGCAGGACUUCAGGAAGGGGACCAAGUCCUGGCUGUGAAUGAUGUGGAUUUCCAAGAUAUUGAGCAUAGCAAGGCUGUUGAGAUCCUGAAGACAGCCCGGGAAAUCAGCAUGCGUGUCCGCUUCUUUCCCUACAAUUAUCAUCGCCAAAAAGAGAGGACUGUACACUAGAGAGUUAUAAGCCACAGCUGUCCACUUGGAAUCUUCUAGGACAAGCUGGCCAGGCCUCAGGGAAGCCACAUACACUCUUGUAGAGUCUCAUACACUUUGGAGACUCCAAGGGGACCCUGUUUUCCCUCCUGCCCCUCCUAUUCUCCAAAAAGUAAAACAUGAUGCUGAAGAAA
Messenger RNA from Artibeus jamaicensis (Jamaican fruit-eating bat), 710 nucleotides. RefSeq names its product PDZ domain containing 11 (gene PDZD11). Gene Ontology annotation, biological process: maintenance of epithelial cell apical/basal polarity; neurotransmitter secretion; protein localization to basolateral plasma membrane. Gene Ontology annotation, molecular function: protein binding. Lineage: Eukaryota; Metazoa; Chordata; Mammalia; Chiroptera; Phyllostomidae. The coding region runs from base 4 to 537 and encodes 177 amino acids. The transcript is spliced from 7 exons. Gene Ontology annotation, cellular component: synapse; cell-cell junction; basolateral plasma membrane. The record is from RefSeq and is a predicted model, not a curated record.